CAGUGCAUGAUUUAGAGGUAGGGAGUAUAAAUCAGGCUAGAGCAACCAGGAGAGGAAUUACUCUGUCUGAGCCGAAGACUGGAAGAACAAGAAGCAGAUUCAGAAACAGUGGCAGGUCCCACAGUGACAUAUGACAGGUUGAAGAGUCAGGAAGACACAACACGAAUGGGCAUCUCGGCCACUCAGCCUCAACGUUUUAAUUAUUGAGCCAAAAGCGUCCCUCAGCUAAACGAGCAGAUGGCGGGACGAAACUGCAGAGGGCACCAGAUCAUUUGCUAUGGAACCACGGAGGAUUAGGCGAUGGGCAUAUCGUACCUGCUUCUGGGCUGUCAGUCACCAAGGUGCCUGCUCUCUAAAUGGUCAUUUUGCUGCACUGAAGAUUAAGUAGGAGUUGUUUCUCCUCUGUGAAUGUUAUAAAUCCACUGAGGUUCUCCCCCUCCGAGCAACGGAAAGCAGCAUCUGCUAUUCCACCGAGCCCCGACGCCCCUGCGAGCAGGCAGCCGUCAGGGGAUGCGGAUGGGAGUCCGGGAUGACAGCCUGCCUGGUUUUUCCUCAGUUGGGAAACUGAAGAGAGAGGGAGGGAGAGUAAACGUUGCUAACUCUUGUGGAUGGAGCACCUGCUAACCUGCGCCACCUUUUGCUUCUAGAGAGAGGCAGAGAAGAAGAAAACCUUAUCUACCUAAGACCAGUUUGGGGGAUCCACCACCCAAAGCUAACUCUUCCUCCUGAGCCCCCACUCGCUUUUCCGGAGAGAGCAAGAACAGUUGCAUCUAAUGAGCACCAAAACGGGGUGCCUCCCGAGAGAUUUUUUCCAACGGAAUCCGUCAUCCGGGGUGCAGCUCCUUUUCCCUCUCCCCUCGGCACCGUGCCCGGCUUCAGUCAACCACUGGCAAUGAACACCACGCUCAGCCUGCUUUCUUUCCAGCGCCUGGCGCCUAAUGACCCCAAAGACCUCAAAGACCUCAACGGCUCCUUCCUCUUCACCAACCAGAGCGGCAGUGGCUUCUGCGAGCAGGUCUUCAUUAAGCCCGAAGUCUUCUUGACUUUGGGGAUCGUCAGCCUGCUGGAGAAUAUCCUCGUUAUCCUGGCCGUGUUCAAGAACGGAAAUCUCCACUCGCCUAUGUACUUUUUCCUCUGUAGCCUGGCGGCGGCGGACAUGCUAGUGAGCGUGUCGAACGCCUUGGAGACGGUCAUGAUCGCCCUCCUAUCCAAUGACUACUUCGCCUUCGACGAUCGGUUCGUCCAGCACAUGGACAACGUCUUUGACUCGAUGAUCUGUAUCUCUCUGGUGGCCUCUAUUUGCAACCUCUUGGUCAUUGCCAUCGACAGGUACAUCACCAUCUUCUACGCGCUCCGUUACCACAGUAUCAUGACCGUCAAGAAAGCCAUCACCCUGAUUGCGGCCAUCUGGAUCUCGUGCUUCGUCUGUGGCAUUAUGUUCAUUGUCUAUUCCGAAAGCAAGACUGUCAUCGUCUGUCUCAUCACCAUGUUCUUUGCUAUGCUGCUCCUCAUGGCCACCCUCUACGUCCACAUGUUUCUGUUUGCCCGUCUGCACGUGAAGCGGAUCGCGGCCCUGCCCGUGGACGGGGCGGUGCACCAGCACACCUGUAUGAAAGGGGCCGUCACGAUUACCAUCCUCUUGGGCGUAUUCAUAUUCUGCUGGGCCCCUUUCUUCCUCCAUCUCAUCCUCAUCAUUACAUGCCCCGCCAACCCUCACUGCGUCUGCUACACCUCGCAUUUCAACACUUACCUAGUCCUUAUCAUGUGCAACUCCGUCAUCGACCCCCUCAUCUAUGCUUUCCGGAGCCUGGAGAUGCGUAAAACUUUCAAGGAGAUAGUUUGUUGCUGUCAUGGCAUCAGUUUGGGAUAGUGUUUUUCUGAGGGAGCGGGGAGUCUGUGAUAGAAAGAUGUUCAUAAUUCGGUAUUCAGCUCAGCCAAAGAGGAUGGCAUUUAGGAAGAGAAGGAAACGAUGAGUGAGAGCAUCAGCACCUAGUGUCAACCUCCUCUUCUAAAAAAUUAAAUACAUUUUCUUGAAAGGGAAAAAAAAUCAGCUCUAAUUUGCCCUUUUAAUAGACUUUAAUGGUCAGAGUGGGGAGACAAUUAUGAUUUACAAAGUAGCUCUCUGAGAGAUCUGAGAAAAAUGUUCUGAUUGAUAGCUGCAUUCAUGUCUGUAAACCUAGGCUUUAUAAUCCUUUCCCUAUCACCCUAGUUUAUUUCCAUUGCAUCAGGCAUCAAACCAGCCAAAUUUAAGAACUUAAAGUUGCAUAAUCUUCAAGUAACUAGAAUAAUAUCCCCUGUUCCUUUUGUCAGCUACUUAUAUGCAAGGUUUUACGUUCAUUUUUAAUAGAACUAUGAUCAAUGCAUUUUUUAAAUCUCACUCUAUGUGAACCUUGGGCUGUUGGAAGUUCAAAGAUUUAAUUCUUGGAGAAAAUAGUGCCCAAGGAUGACAAUAGACUGCGAUUUCAGAUGAAACCAGCUUCUUUUAUUAUAGUUCAUUCAUCAACAUGUAGCCCUCAGUACACUAGCAAAAGAGAGUUGAUGUGCUUUGGAUAACAGAAAUCAAUUUUCUGCAAUGUACUUCGAUAGACUGGGUACCUAGUGACUGCUUUUCUAAAUGUGAGUGCUUCCCAGCAUUAGAUGUAUGAUUUAGGUUUAGCCGUCGCCUGGGGAAAACAGCUGAAGGAAACCUGAGUGUUAUGAAGUUAUUUUACCCUUUGAAAUGAUGAGAAUUGCUAAAAAGAAAUUUAAAAACCUCAUAAGACAUUAAGCAUUUUCAAGCCAUCUCCUCCCAUCCUUACCACUUCUCCCAGAAGACUCAUAGUCAGUGAUCUUCAAAUUAUAUGCGGUUUAGCUACAAAACUUUUAGCCACAUACUUUAGACAAGCAGCAUACUGUCAAGAAAAAAAAAUGAUCUUGAAGCAUAAGCUCUUGUUUUGUAUCUUUCUGCUCCUCACUUUUCAGAUGCCUUAAGAAGAAGAAUAUGCAAAAAAGUGUGGGUUGGAAUCUUGAAAAACUCUUAAUCAAAUACUAUGCUUGUCAUUUCAAAAGCUGUUGAAUGAACCCUUAAAAUCUUUUUAUUCUCAUUUAGGAACAUGUAGCAUAUCCUUUUUUUUCGUGGAAUCCUUUGUUGUAAUUGUGCCAGUAUCACAUUAUUUUUCCCCAUCUUAUAACAUCUGGAAUAGUUUCAAUUUUUACAAGUGUUUAAUUUUUUAAUGUGGCUCUAAAAUUCUUGUAGCCCUGUCAAUCUUUUAGCACAUGAUUAUCAGGUAAAUCAUUUUCUGCCCUUCAGAGAAAGAGGUGAAAAACAGAACAACUAUAUUGUACAUAUUCAGUAGUUUUACUGUCUUGAGGCGUCUCUCCUAUUUCUAUAUUUAUUUAUUUUCAGUAACUCAACUCUGCCAAAAUAUUCUGUCCCAGCUGGAGCCCUGUGCCAUUGUCUUUUUAGAGAUCCUUCAUUAAUGUUUAUUGUAUCGGAUGCAAUAUUUGUCCUUAAAAUUGUUUUGGUGAGAUCAACUAUUUGUCUUCAAAAUUGUUGUGGUGAUACUGGUAAUUUCAGUGGUAUAUGCUACAGCUUAUGAUGUUAGGUAGCAGUAAGAGGCUUUUAAAACUGCUGAGAAAAAAAGUGUUCUAAUUAAAUAAAUCAUCUAAAUCA
This is a messenger RNA of Ornithorhynchus anatinus (platypus), 3652 nucleotides long. RefSeq names its product melanocortin 3 receptor (gene MC3R). Gene Ontology annotation, cellular component: membrane. Gene Ontology annotation, biological process: G protein-coupled receptor signaling pathway. The record is from RefSeq and is a predicted model, not a curated record. NCBI's taxonomy places the organism in Eukaryota, Metazoa, Chordata, Mammalia, Monotremata, Ornithorhynchidae. Gene Ontology annotation, molecular function: peptide hormone binding; melanocyte-stimulating hormone receptor activity. The transcript has 2 exons. The coding region runs from base 893 to 1870 and encodes 325 amino acids.